CUGCGAUGUCAGCUUUAAUCAGGUGGUCCCUAAGGUUCCGUGACCUACGACCACUUACACACCGGGUACUUGCCAUGAUGCCGUCCACCAAUUCGGAGUUUACUCCAUAUUUAUCAUUGGAUUUCAUACUGGACUAUACAAUCUAUCCAUUCACCUUUCCUCUUCUCAUUAUGCGAUAAUUUUCAUCCAGUUUUACUACCUAGAGCGCACAGUUGGUACCGAUACACGCACAGUGAUCUGGAGCAUGGGAUCGGUUCACAUACACCGACAGCUCAACGAAAUAUGAUGGUUGACAGGACCUGUGGUCGGUUCAAACACACCGACAGGACAAAUAUGCCAAGAUGUCUAUCCUAUCUAGGAGACUUGCGUGUGCUCAUAAAUAAGGGAUGCCCACUCCUCUCCUUUUUUUCUUUAUGCCUCUGUGUGGAUACCUGUUGCCAAGGACAACGACAGACGGAACAGGUCCCCCCACUCUCUUUUUUUCCCUAUGGGGAUUUCACAUUCUCUUCCUCACAACAACACCCACGAAUGGUGAAUAGACUUACCAAUUACUCACCUCAGAAAAAGCCCCGCAUGGAUACGCUCAUCGCUCACUACCUCUGAAGCUGCUGAGUAGUCCCAGUUGCAAGGUCGCCAAGGUACGGACGCACUGGUUGCCAAGGACGCGACUCACAGUACGCAUGAGCAGCUCAUUCUCUACAUUCCACAGGCCCAUUACGCAUGCGCUAAUGACGGAGAGAGGUUUCCAUGGUAGCAAUGACGUCAUUUAGACGCCGCUACCUCCUCUCAACCCGGAAGCGUUGCUAACAGCCGCGAAUCUCUUCAGUAUCACGCUGGAUCGGCGUCUCUGCAACACAGGCAUCAUGGCGAGGAAACCGGAAGCAUUUCACGUCUACACGCCCCUGCAUGUAUACUUUUGUUAUUUUCACACUUUAUAUGAUCAGUAUCUAAUCUCUGAUCACUGUAUUACAUGUAUAUACACUUUGAUACUUUAUACGUUAUGUAAUGUUCAAGAUAUUCACUGUGAUUUUGUAUGCACCUGGUUUACUUAUGUAAAUUGUUUUGCUAAUUAUGUCACAUGACCGAAUGGGAGGUCUAUUUAUACCCACCUAUGUCACUAUCAGUUACUUGAGAAAGCCAGUGAGAGACUGGUGAAACGUUGUCUUUGCACAUGCUGGAAUAAACACCACCUUAUGCAUUAUUGUGGAGUGCUGCAUCAUCUUUACUUCUCUGGAUUGAGGAACCAGUGGACCCAGGUUCUAGGAAUGCGUGCACCCCAUCUCCUUUUUCAUUUUCUUCUCCUACUCUGGACAACUGAGGUGCUGCCUUUAUCUUUUUGCUGUUUGAAGGUCGACAGGCGUGCACCCAGGUACAUCAUGGAUACACAGAUGGAUACUAAUAUAGAAACAAUCUCUACUCCGCAUUCCACAGAUGUGUUUUCCUAUAGCAAAGUGGACGCUGAUCGUAUCUUGGGGAGUUUGACAAUCAACACCUCUUUUUUACAUAACCCAUCCAAAAUUGAUUUAAAACGGUCCUACGAAAGUGAGACCAAGAAACUACUCACUGUUCAACUCCAUCUUUCUACCCUAAGUGAAUACUACCGCACCAGGAGAAUUCCGAGAGGCAUGAGAGCCCAACCUAGGACCAACGCAUUUACCAAUGACACAGAUUUUCGUACUUGUUAUGAAGCUAUUUCCAACAAAUAUUCACUGGAUCUUAUACUUCUGAACAUAGAAUUUUUGCAACGUGAUAUGGCUACACUAAAAACUAAAGUAACCGAGGUAGAAAUAGCCCUAAAAGCAUCCCUCACAGAGGAGGAAUGGCGUGACCUAUCUGACAAACAACAAGCAUAUUUGGAGAAACAACGCGUACAGAUUGAGGAAACAAAAAGACAUAAAUGGUUCCGUGACUGCCAGGACUACACUAAUGGACAUGUUUAUACUUGGGAAAAUACCGUAUCUACUUACAAAAGAUUUCAAAAGAGAAAUGAGACAGACAUAGAAGAUGGAACAGUAAGACAAGAACAACAAGGACAUAACCGACAAAACAAGCAGAAUCCUUUUUUAGUGCAUAUGCCGCCCGUCGGGGGCGGCCAAGAAGAGGAGGGCGCAAACACCAACGAGGUCGCAAAAACCAGAGCACAGAAGUCGGGUCGUACCCAACAGCACAAGCAAACUCAACAACAAAGGAAGAAGUAACACCAAAAAAAGCAGAGACUGUGGUAAAUAUCUCCUCUACUAUACUUACUGAACAACAAUUGUCUUUAUUGUCAAAA
This is a messenger RNA of Hyla sarda, 2275 nucleotides long. RefSeq lists its product as uncharacterized. The transcript has 3 exons. NCBI's taxonomy places the organism in Eukaryota, Metazoa, Chordata, Amphibia, Anura, Hylidae. Bases 1194 to 2198 code for a protein of 334 amino acids. The record is from RefSeq and is a predicted model, not a curated record.